This is a messenger RNA of Penicillium alfredii, 1587 nucleotides long. Its product is annotated as putative GABA permease. The transcript is spliced from 5 exons. NCBI's taxonomy places the organism in Eukaryota, Fungi, Ascomycota, Eurotiomycetes, Eurotiales, Aspergillaceae. Gene Ontology annotation, molecular function: transmembrane transporter activity. Gene Ontology annotation, biological process: amino acid transport; transmembrane transport. Gene Ontology annotation, cellular component: membrane. Bases 1 to 1587 code for a protein of 528 amino acids. The record is from RefSeq and is a predicted model, not a curated record.
AUGUCGAAUGAAGACGAAAAAUCGCAGGUGUUUCAGGGCACCACCAGUGAAGAUGUCCGGCUGGAGAACCUGGGAUAUGAGCAAGAGCUCAAACGAAGUUUUGGUCUGAUGAGUAUGAUCGGGUUCAGCUUCAGCGUGGUGACAUCAUGGACGGCCCUCAGCGGUGUUUUUAUUGUUGGAGUGACAUCGGGCGGACCCCCGGUGAUGGUAUUUAGUUUCAUUGGGGUUAGCCUCCUGACUCUGGCAGUUGCAAUCCCAAUGGCAGAGAUGUGCUCGAUGUAUCCGGUGGCAGGAGGCCAGUAUUCCUGGGUUGCUGCACUCGCCCCUCCUCGGUUCGCUCGAGGCUUAUCCUACGUGACGGGCUGGUUCAUGCUGAUCGGCAUUCUGGCAAUGGGAGCAACAAACAACUACAUUGCCUCCAACUUCGUCCUAGGCAUGGCCAACAUAGUAUUCCCCGACUUCGUGAUCGAGCGAUGGCAGACUGUGCUGGUGGCCUACCUCACCGCCAUCGUUUCGACUGCCGUGAAUCUCUGGGGCUCGCAUCUGCUGCACCGAAUCUCGAAAUUCAUUCUAAUUUGGAACAUCGGCUCCUUCGUCGUCGUUGUAGUCACGCUUCUCGCCACUAACGACCAUAAACAGCCCGCAUCCUUUGUCUUCCAAGAUUUUCAGAACUCUUCAGGCUGGGGCACUGGCAUGGCUGCUAUCAUUGGGGUCCUGCAGGCCUGUUUUGGGAUGUGCUGCUACGAUGCCCCCUCCCACAUGACCGAAGAAAUGAAGUCCGCGUCGAAGGAAGCCCCCAAGGCUAUAGUUCUGGCGGUGAUCCUGGGUGGCGUCACUGGCUUCGCAUUUCUGCUGACCCUCUGCUUCUGCAUUGGUGACAUCAAGGAAACCGCCGAGAGCAGCACCGGCGUGCCCGUGAUCCAGAUCAUUUACGAUUCCACGGGUAACAAAGCCGCGACCUGUAUCUUGUCGAGUCUAAUCUGCGUGAUCGUCAUGGUGGCCGGGAAUAACAUCCUGGCCGAGGGGUCUCGUGCCGUUUACGCCUUUGCUCGGGACAACGGUCUACCUUUUUCGAAGCUCUUUAGCAAGGUCGAGGGCAAGAGCCAAGUUCCUGUGAAUGCAGUGCUCCUCACCUUGGCCGUGCAGCUGGCCCUCGAUGCUAUCGACUUUGGCACAACAACCGGUUUUGAGACCGUGAUCGCUAUCUCCACUGAAGGCUUCUAUUUGUCUUAUGCCAUGGCUCUCAUCAGCCGCUUGGCCGGGUAUUUCUCGGGCCAUGUUAUCAAGCUGGAUGGGCCCUAUGCAUUCUCGGCCCCGGUUUCAAUUGCACUGAAUAUCCUCGGGCUCUUGUUUCUGCUCUUCGCUUCCAUCACCUUCAACUUCCCAAGUACGUAUCCCGUGGGCAAGGACUCGAUGAAUUAUACCAGUGCUGCGAUCGGAGUCACUGGGCUUAUUAGCAUUGUCACCUGGAUCACUACCGGCCAGAAGCAUUUCACGGGCCCAGGCGCCGUCAGCUAUUUGAGAGGGGAGAAUUCUGCACCGGAGGACGGCAGAGCUGUUGGAACAGAGACUGAGAAAAAGAGCUGA